AAUGCAAGAAACUAAUCCACAAUACUAAACCUACCCUUUUAACAUUUACAUCAACGAUCUCGCAACACCUUUAUAUUAGCUUACACGAUGAGCAAUCUUACAUUUUUCUUUGUCUUUUGCCUCCUAGCCUCUCUUUCUCAUGCCAUAGAACUCGACUUUUGUGUUGGGGAUGUUAGUCUCCCUAGAGGCCCUGAAGGGUAUGCUUGCAAAGAUCCUGCUAGUGUUACAACUGAUGAUUUCGUUUAUACUGGCUUCCGUGGUGAAAGAACCAUCACAAAUGUCUUCGGAAACAAUGUGACUCUAGCAUUUUCAGAUGCUUUCCCAGCUUUAAAUGGUUUAGGCAUCUCGAUGGCAAGGUUAGACUUUGGCGUUGGUGGAGUAAUCCCACUACACUCCCAUCGUACAUCAGAAGUUCUUAUUUUGGCCAAAGGAUCAAUCAUUGCCGGAUUUAUUGACGCAAACAACACUGCAUACUAUAAAACAUUACAAGUUGGUGAUGUGAUGGUCUUUCCACAAGCAAUGCUUCACUUCCAGAUCAAUGUUGGUAGAACUCCGGCUACUGCAUUUGUGACUUUGAAUGGUGCGAACCCAGCAUUGCAACUCACAACUCCCUCGUUGUUUGCUGGAAAUUUACCUGCUGAUAUAGCUGAGCAAAUCACACUUCUGAGUCAUGAAGAAGUAAUGCGGAUGAAAAGAAUGUUCGGUACAGCAUAAUAAGACCCCUCUACUAUUUGGUUUCAAUGUGCAACAAAUAUAAUUUUUAAUUAAUAUAUUAUACUAAAGAGUGUAUAAAUAUUUAUGUCGCUAGUAUUACACGUAUAGUUGUUUCCCUUUAGUUUGAUAUUAUUCUCUAUUGAUAGUUGAAUUUCAUGAUGAAUUCUAAUUGAUGAUUAAUAAAAUAUUUUCAUUUUUCCUUUCA
Molecule: messenger RNA, 919 nt
Organism: Spinacia oleracea (spinach)
Lineage: Eukaryota; Viridiplantae; Streptophyta; Magnoliopsida; Caryophyllales; Amaranthaceae
Product: auxin-binding protein ABP19a-like
Exons: 1
Coding region: 88-714 (208 amino acids)
Molecular function (GO): manganese ion binding
Source: RefSeq, a predicted model, not a curated record